CCUUUCAAUUCCUCUUGUAUUUGUAAGUAUCUAAUCGAAGCCCUUCCCCUUAAACCCUCCUUCUUUCCAUUUCAAAAACCUUAUCUUUUCACCAAAGCGGAAGCAAAGGCUAACAAGAAAGGAAGCCAUGUCUGCAACAUCUGCCUUAUCUCUCAUUCUCCCAUCUCUCAAUCCCAAGACCUUAUCUUUAUCCAACCCUAGAUCCAUAUCACUUUCCGUCUUCUCUCUUUCUCACAAGCUCCAUGCAAAGCCUCUAUUCUGUUCUGCUCUUCAAAGCUUCGAGCUUUUAACCAAGAAGUCUUCUUCUUCUAGGUUUGUUCGAAACGUUGCCAUUUCAUCUGAGUAUGGUCAGGAGGAAGACCUAUUUGGAAGUGAUGAUGGAGAAGAGGCUCCUAGUUUCUCCCCGGACUUGAAACUUUUUGUGGGUAAUCUUCCUUUUAGCGUGGACAGUGCCCAGCUCGCUGGCUUGUUUGAAAGUGCUGGAAAUGUUGAGAUGGUUGAGGUGAUUUAUGACAAGGUAACUGGGAGAAGCAGGGGAUUUGGUUUUGUAACCAUGUCCACAGCUGAGGAAGUUGAAGCUGCUGCUCAACAGUUCAAUGGCUAUGAAUUGGAAGGGAGGGCAUUGAGGGUAAACUCUGGACCUCCUCCUCCUCGUAGGGAAGAAUUUUCUCCUAGAGGGUCAAGAGGUGCUCCAGCUUUGGGUGCUUCAAAUCGUGUCUAUGUUGGUAACCUUUCAUGGGGUGUUGAUGAUUUAGCACUUGAAACCUUGUUCAGCGAGCAAGGCAAGGUUGUGGAAGCGAAAGUCGUUUAUGACAGGGAAAGUGGAAGAUCAAGGGGUUUUGGCUUUGUAACUUACAAUUCUGCUGAAGAGGUUGACAGUGCCAUUAAAUCCUUGAAUGGUGUUGAUUUGGAUGGCAGACCAAUUCGAGUCUCUGUGGCAGAGUCUAGGCCAAGGCGUCAAUUUUGAGUGUGAAUGUUUCAUACUAGUACUGCUAAAAUUCUUUGGGGACACCUAGAAUAUGCAGCUGGAAGCUGGCGGUUGCAACUUUGUGCUCUUCUUGGGAAUCUGCAAACAUCCUUCUUGUACCAGCUGCAUUUGUUCUUUUCGACUUCCGCACUAGAUUGGAAAGAGCCAAUGAUAUCCAUUGAAAUAUUUUCGCUGUAUGUUCUAAGUAUCAUGAUUCAGUAACUGACAUGUAGCCUAAUGUUUUGCCUCACUGGAUAGAGUUGCUUCAAAUUAUUGACUUGUUUGGCUCCGUUGUAUGUAUAUGCUGCUCUGGAAGGUCUAUGCUUGUUCAUUAA
Theobroma umbraticum is the source of this 1302-nucleotide messenger RNA. Its product is annotated as RNA-binding (RRM/RBD/RNP motifs) family protein. Lineage: Eukaryota; Viridiplantae; Streptophyta; Magnoliopsida; Malvales; Malvaceae. Gene Ontology annotation, molecular function: mRNA binding. Gene Ontology annotation, biological process: chloroplast rRNA processing. Gene Ontology annotation, cellular component: chloroplast thylakoid membrane. The record is from RefSeq and is a predicted model, not a curated record.